Molecule: messenger RNA, 1374 nt
Organism: Suricata suricatta (meerkat)
Lineage: Eukaryota; Metazoa; Chordata; Mammalia; Carnivora; Herpestidae
Gene: CHRNA1
Product: cholinergic receptor nicotinic alpha 1 subunit
Exons: 9
Coding region: 1-1374 (457 amino acids)
Biological process (GO): chemical synaptic transmission; signal transduction; monoatomic ion transmembrane transport
Cellular component (GO): postsynaptic membrane; synapse; neuron projection
Molecular function (GO): transmembrane signaling receptor activity; acetylcholine-gated monoatomic cation-selective channel activity
Source: RefSeq, a predicted model, not a curated record
AUGGAGCCCUGGCCGCUCCUCCUGCUCCUGGGGCUCUGCUCAGCCGGCCUUGUCCUGGGCUCCGAACAUGAGACCCGCCUGGUGGCGCAGCUGUUUGAAGAUUACAACAGUGUGGUUCGGCCGGUGGAAGACCACCGCGAGGCUGUGGAGGUCACCGUGGGUCUGCAGCUGGUACAGCUCAUCAAUGUGGAUGAAGUAAAUCAGAUUGUGACAACCAAUGUGCGACUGAAACAGCAAUGGGUAGAUUACAACCUAAAAUGGAAUCCAGAAGACUAUGGCGGUGUGAAAAAAAUUCACAUUCCUUCGGAAAAGAUCUGGCACCCAGACCUCGUUCUCUAUAACAAUGCAGAUGGUGACUUUGCCAUUGUCAAGUUCACCAAAGUGCUCCUGGACCACACUGGCCACAUCACGUGGACACCUCCGGCCAUCUUCAAAAGCUACUGUGAGAUCAUCGUCACCCACUUUCCCUUUGAUGAACAGAACUGCAGCAUGAAGCUGGGUACCUGGACCUAUGACGGCUCUGUGGUGGUCAUCAACCCGGAAAGCGACCAACCAGACCUAAGCAACUUCAUGGAAAGCGGAGAGUGGGUGAUCAAGGAGGCCCGGGGCUGGAAGCACAAUGUGACCUAUGCCUGCUGCCUCACCACCCCCUACCUGGACAUCACCUACCACUUUGUCAUGCAGCGCCUGCCCCUCUACUUCAUCGUCAACGUCAUCAUUCCCUGCCUGCUCUUCUCCUUCCUAACUGGCCUGGUGUUCUACCUGCCCACAGACUCAGGAGAGAAGAUGACUCUGAGCAUCUCUGUCUUGCUGUCCUUGACCGUGUUCCUCCUGGUCAUCGUGGAGCUAAUCCCUUCCACCUCCAGUGCCGUGCCCUUGAUCGGGAAAUACAUGCUGUUCACCAUGGUGUUUGUCAUCGUGUCCAUCAUCAUCACGGUCAUUGUCAUCAACACACACCACCGCUCCCCUAGCACCCACGUCAUGCCUGACUGGGUGCGCAAGGUUUUUAUCGACACUAUCCCAAAUAUCAUGUUCUUCUCCACAAUGAAAAGACCAUCCAGAGAAAAACAAGACAAAAAGAUUUUUACAGAAGACAUUGAUAUCUCUGACAUUUCUGGGAAGCCGGGGCCUCCACCCAUGGGCUUCCACUCUCCCCUGAUCAAACACCCCGAGGUAAAAAGCGCCAUUGAAGGAAUCAAAUACAUCGCGGAGACCAUGAAGUCAGACCAGGAGUCCAAUAACGCGGCUGAGGAGUGGAAGUACGUUGCAAUGGUGAUGGAUCACAUUCUCCUUGGAGUCUUCAUGCUUAUCUGUAUCAUUGGAACCCUGGCUGUGUUUGCAGGUCGGCUCAUUGAAUUAAAUCAGCAGGGAUGA